CUCAUCUCUUGCUUCGGCUGCUACAAUGCAGGAAAGUUAGGCUGCGUUCACAACAGCGUUUUUCAUCUCCAUUAUAGAAAUGAGACACAUAGAUGAAAGAAGAAGGGCCAGCCACACACUGCCCUCCAUAAAAGUGCAAACCACACAAUAUUUACCAAGGAUAUGAUUGGUUACAAUUUCUUCAUUGCAGCAAAAUAUGAAUAAAGAACAAGCAUAUUGUAGUGACAUGAACAGCCAGAAGUAAGAACAGUGCUGUUUUGGCUUCUGAAUACUGAUGUCUGACUACAAACGCGCCACAUUUCAUGAUGAAGAUACCCCUGACCCUACAGGGGAGACAGCUUCAUCUCCUGAUACUGUAGAGGUUGGUUUUCGGAAAGGAAGAGGGCACAUCUUUAGUUCCCUUGGAGGUAGAUCUCAGCUCGAAAUUUUCCUGGGAGCACUAAGUGCAGUUCUAGGAUUGUUGCUCAUUGCAAGUCUUAUUGCUUUAGGAGUUCAGCAAGUCUCAGACAAGUCCCGAUCGCUGUGUCUCUCAGAGGCCUGUGUUUCUGUAGCUGGACGUAUACUUGAUUCCCUGGACAGAGAUGUGGAUCCAUGUCAAGACUUCUAUCAAUACUCCUGUGGGGGUUGGAUGAAAAGAAACCCGUUGCCUGAUGGACGGUCAAGAUGGAAUACAUUUAACAGUAUAUGGGAUCAGAAUCAGGCUGUACUGAAACAUAUACUUGAGAAUGCUACAUUUAACUCUAGCAGUGAGGCGGAGAUGAAGACACAGCGGUUUUAUCUCUCCUGUCUGAAGGAGCAGAAAAUUGAGGAGCUGAAAGAAAAACCUCUCACUGACCUCAUAAAGAAGGUUGGUGGAUGGAACAUCUCAGGUAACUGGCGGGGUGAUAAUUUUAUGGCUGUGCUGAAGACUGUCUCAGGGACGUAUCGGGCAACCCCAUUCUUCAGUGUCUUUGUGAGCGCAGACUCAAAGAGCUCAAACAGCAACAUAAUCCAGGUAGAUCAAUCUGGACUCUUUCUUCCGUCAAGAGAUUAUUAUCUAAAUAGAACAGCUAACGGAAAGGUGCUUGCUGCAUAUCAGCAAUACAUGGUAGAUGUGGGGAUGCUUCUUGGGGGCUAUCCUGGCUCCGUGGAAAUACAGAUGACCCAGAUUCUGGAGCUUGAGACCUUGCUAGCCAAUCUCACAGUUCCACAAGAGGAGCGUCGGGAUGAGGAAAAGAUUUAUAAUCGAAUGACGAUGGCUGAUCUGCAGAACCUAGCACCUGCAUUUGACUGGGUGGAUUAUCUGUCCUUUGCGCUGUCACCUUUGGAGAUCAAUGACACAGAGCCUGUGGUGGUUUAUGGCAAGGAAUACCUACAGCAAGUAUCAGAACUAGUUAACAACACAGACCCAAUCAUAUUAAACAAUUACUUGAUAUGGAACCUGGUUCAAAAGAUGUCCCCCAGUCUUGAUUCUCGUUUCGAGAAAGCCCAGGACAAACUACUUGAGUCACUCUAUGGUGCAAAAAAGUCUUGCACUCCUCGCUGGCAGACCUGUCUUUCUAAUACAGAUGAUACUCUUGGUUUUGCCCUGGGUUCUCUGUUUGUUAAAUCCACAUUUGAUAAGAACAGUAAAACAAUUGCAGAACAGAUGAUCUCUGAGAUACGAUCAGCUUUCGAAUUUACGUUAGAAAAUCUAACAUGGAUGGAUGAAAAGACAAGGAGAGCAGCAAAGGAGAAGGCAGAUGCUAUAUAUGACAUGAUAGGAUUUCCUGAUUUUAUCCUGGACACAAAGGAACUGGACGAAGUGUACGAUGGGUUUGAAGUGUCCGAUGAUUCCUUCUUUCAGAAUAUGUUAAAUUUCUACAAUUUUUCAGCUAAACUAAUGGCUGAACAACUGAGAAAACCUCCAAACAGAGAACAAUGGAGUAUGACACCCCAGACAGUCAACGCUUAUUAUUUGCCAAACAAGAAUGAAAUUGUCUUCCCAGCAGGAAUCCUCCAGGCUCCGUUUUAUGCUCCCACACACCCAAAGGCUCUAAAUUUCGGGGGUAUUGGGGUUGUGAUGGGACAUGAACUGACGCAUGCAUUUGAUGAUCAAGGCCGGGAGUAUGAUGAGGAUGGUAACCUACGUCCUUGGUGGCAAAACUCCUCUCUGGAGGCAUUUAAAAAUCGCACUGAGUGCAUGGUUAGUCAAUACAACGCGUACAAUGUAAAUGGAGAGAAGGUCAAUGGACGUCAAACACUUGGGGAAAAUAUAGCCGACAACGGUGGCUUAAAGGCAGCAUACCAUGCAUACAAAUCCUGGUUACAGAAACAUGGUGAAGAAAAUCGACUACCUGGAGUGGGACUUACCAACCAUCAGCUAUUCUUUGUAGGAUUUGCACAGGUGUGGUGUUCGGUGCGAACCCCCGAGAGCAGUCAUGAAGGGCUAGUUACAGAUCCUCAUAGUCCUGCCAAAUUUAGAGUUAUUGGGACCCUGUCAAAUUCAAGAGACUUUGCUCAACAUUUUAACUGUCCCGAAGGGACCCUUAUGAACCCAGGAAAAUACUGUGAUGUGUGGUAAAAUGUGCAUACUGCUUUGAUGAUCUGUAAUGGCUGUGUGGGAUGAUGAAUUGUGUGUGAGAGUGUACUUGACAUCUGAACAUGAAGGAAAACAAUAUGUAAGAUUGAAAGUCAAUGUAUGUGCAAGAGUACAUGUUUCUAGCUUGUCUUUACUGUAUUAACGUAGCAAAGAAAAAAUAACACAGCACUGCCAAAGACAGAUGCAGCACUAAAUGGCCAGGGAUAAAACUCCUAGAUCCUCCUAGGAAACAAAAAAAAAACUUAUAUUGAAUCAGAUUAACACAAAAAUGUUGUAAUAUUGUCAUGUUGGACCAUCAAUGUUUAUUAGAGUACAAUAUAUAUAUUUUGUACUCAUUAAAACUUUGUCAGCAGAUCCGAGCAAUUUUAGUGGAGGUUAAAGGGGUUCUCGGGUGGAAAACAAUUUUUUUAAAUCAACUGGUGCCAAAAAGUUAAACAGAUUUGUAAAUUACUUAAUUUUAAAAAUCUUAAUCCUUCCAGUACUUAUCAGCUGCUGUAUGUUCCAGAGGAAGUUGUACAGAAGAAGUUGUAUAGUUCUUUUUUUGUCUGACCACAUUGCUCUCUGCUGACACCUCUGUCCAUGGCAGGAACGGUCCAGAGCAGGAACAAAUUCCCAUAGAAAACCUCUCCUGCUCUGGACAGUUCCUGACAUGGACAGAGGUGUCAGCAGAGAGCACUGUGGUCAGACAGAAAAGAACUAUAUAACUUCCUAUGCAGCAUACAGCAGCUGAUAAGUACUGGAAUUGUUAAGAUAUUAAAAAGGAAAUAAUUUACAAAUCUGUUUAACUUUCUGGCACCAGUUUAUCAGAAAAAAAUCAAUAUGCUGCCAUAUAUCAUGCCCGGAUCCGUACACAUGAAGCGACACAUGCGCAGUGGAGUCCUGUACAGAGCGGGGAGUAGAGCGAAAGGCGGAGGGAGGGGAUGAAUAUGCAUAAGCCGGGCGGUGCUGCGGACGAGCAUUGCUGACGUCACAGUGCCAGAUGGAGGCAUGUAACCCCGCCCGUGCCAGUUAGAAGAUCAUUAACAUAUCAGGAAUAAUGAAGAUAACAGGCGAACGGCUGGACGGAUCCGAGCAUCGUAGGCAGCAUAUUGAUCAGCGUCCCCAGCUCUACCUGCUAGUGCCUCUGGUUAGUCCAGGGGGCGGUGAUGGAGUUUAGUGACAGUUUUCCUUUAAUACCUUCUAGACCUGCCCUACCUUCAUAUUUGCUAUGUCAACCUUUGCCACAAGUACAUUUUCAGUGUGUUAUAAUUUAAUGUAGUAAAUCAGCAAAUCAUUUGUACUUUGCAUAUGAAUAAUGACCCCCCUACUCUAAACUAUUAGAAUAAUAGACAUCAUCAGUGAGUUUCUAUUACCAACAUAUUAUGAGGCUGCAGUAUAAGUGCAUUUAUAUAGGUCAUGGAACUCUGUGACUAAAACUCUGUAUAAUUUAUAGUAAUAGUAGGAGUCUCUAGCAGCUUGCAUUAAGUCCCAAUGAGCUCACCACCCGUGGAGAAAAUUGCUGAAUGUUAUAGCCUCGGUUCCUUAUGGCUGUUCCACAGACUUAUAGUAGAAAACACUACUUAUUCCACCACACAGGAUGAAUAAAAUAUAUUCCUUUAUUCCAUCAUUUUAAAAACAUUGAGAACACAUAGAAAAAAUAUAGAAAUAUAGUAAUCUUCUACAUUGCAGCCUGAAACGCAUUAGCAGGUUACUAUGUUUUCAAUAUGUGUUUUUUUCUGUACCUUCAUGUUUUUAAAAUGAUGGAAUAAAGGUACAGUGGUCCCUCAAGUUACAAUAUUAAUUGGUUCCAGGACGACCAUUGUAUUUUGAAACCAUUGUAUGUUGAGACCAUAACUCUAUGGAAACCUGGUAAUGGGUUCUGAAGCCACCAAAUUGUCUUCUAAAAAUAGGAAAAAGUGAGGAUUUAAGAAAAAUAAGUAGAUACCUAAAACAGAUAAAGCAAGUCCUAAGAUAUAAAAGUAAUCAAGAUCUGCUGGGAGCUGUAAAUCACCGCCUAUGUAGGGGACAGGAGCUUCUUCAGGGUCCUGUACAGUACACGCAAUGUCCUUAAAAAGUAAAAUGGAGCCGCCCUUACCUGGAGCAGCUAUCCCUGGCACAGGUUAAGAGUAGUACAGAACAUGUAGUACCACCCUGUACUGUAGGGAGGCGAUACCAGACAGGAGUUCAGUUCAUGCAUGCACUUUAGUAAUACAUGAGUUUUACCAGUAAAAUGCCCAUUCUGAUUGGUCAGUUCUUCCAGCCAUUGACACGUUUCACAGAUCUGGACUGUUCAUAGCAUUGUAUGUUGAGUCUGGUUUCAAGUUACAAUGGUCCAGAAAAGAUCAUUGUAUGUGGAAACUAUUGUAUGUUCAGGCCAUUGUAAGUUAAAGGGGUAUUUGGGGCAAAAACAUCUUAUCCCCUAUCCAAAGGAUAGGGGAUAAGAUGUCUGAUCGCGGGG
Messenger RNA from Hyla sarda, 4997 nucleotides. It is a transcript of the gene ECE2, whose product is annotated as endothelin converting enzyme 2. Gene Ontology annotation, biological process: protein processing. The record is from RefSeq and is a predicted model, not a curated record. The transcript has 21 exons. Gene Ontology annotation, cellular component: plasma membrane. Lineage: Eukaryota; Metazoa; Chordata; Amphibia; Anura; Hylidae. Gene Ontology annotation, molecular function: metalloendopeptidase activity. The coding region runs from base 275 to 2542 and encodes 755 amino acids.